GUAGUUUGCUAGAGUAGUUUUAGUUGUUCUAUCUUAAUCUGGUUUGCUAGAUAAUGAACUGAAGCUAAGUAAUAGUAACUCUAGAGACCCGUGGAUUCGAUAUUUAUUACUUGAGCCACUAUACUGCAGUCCUAAACAUUGGUUACACUUGGCCUUUAUUAGGAGUUGUGUCAUAGCGAGUCGGGUCUUAUCUGGUGCUUUCCAAGGUUGUUGUCUACACUGACCACUCCAACAUCUGCUUCUUGAUGAGCAAGGAGGAUGCCAAGCCACGACUUAUUCGAUGGAUCCUGCUACUUCAAGAGUUCGAUGUGGAGAUCAAGGACAAAAAGGGGACCGAAAAUAUUGCAGCUGACCACCUCUCGCGGCUUGAAGGACCGGGAGGUACCACUUCCCCAAGAGAGAUAAAUGCACUUUCCCUGAUGGACGGUUACUCGCCCUCGCAGCUGCAGAGAGUAUCGCCCCAUGGUUUGCCGACUUCGCCAAUUAUCUGGUUGGAAGGUAGCUACGCAAGGGGAUGACUACACAUGAGAGGAACAAGUUUUUCUCCUAAAUCCGUGGCUACUUUUGGGAUAAUCCCAACCUUUUUCGAAUUGGCACCGACGGAGUCAUUCGAAGGUAUGUAUUGGAGGAGGAAAUGGAGGAUAUUCUAAACCAGUGUCAUACGGGGCUAGUUGGAGGCCAUCACAGAGGCAACCGAACUGCAAGAAAGGUGAUCUAGUCGGGAUUCUUGACACGCUAAAACACAACACCUAACAAUGGUCAAGUGUAACCAAUGAAAGAGACCGCAGUAUAGUGGCACAAGUAAUAAAUAUCGAAUCCACGGGUCUCUAGAGUUACUAUUACUCAGCUUCAGUUCAUUAUCUAGCAAAUUAGAUUAAGGAUUGAUUUAUAAACUACUCUACUAACUACUCUACUAAUUACAAGUUGGGAACUCAUUUAGGUAUGAUUCCCCUAGCUCCUCAAUUAGGUCCAAGUUGCAAUUACUUUUGGUUGGUCUACUGUUGAUUAAACUGCGGUAGAUCCUAAAUUAGCUUGGAAUCUCUUAAGCUGACCAAGCCCUCUUAGACAGAAUACCCGGCAGGCGACUAGACUUCACCCGGAUAGACUGACUGCUAAGGCGAUUCACACAGAUCUCCACUAUUGGAAUGAAUUCUUGCACAAAGCAGUGAAUUGGUUGACCCUCGCACAACCAAUUCACCACUAUCAAUCAAGGAAGCUCUCUUAACCUAAUCAGAUUCUAUCUAUCAUAGGUUAAAGCAGAAAUCAAGAGAAUUUGAUCAAGAUUCAAUUGACUCAAUAAAUCAUGCCUCAAUCGAUUAUAAUCAAACAAUAUAGCAUCCAAAACUUCAUACAAGAAAAAUCCUAACACAUGGAACUAGGGUUCCUCAAAACCUAAGUGAAGGGAAGUUACUCCAUAGAGAAGAGAGAGACUGCAGAAAUCUGAUCUAGAUCUUCCAUCUCCAUCUCCAAGCUUGAUUCCCGAGCUCCAAUGGCGAAGAAAUCCUCCAAAAUAGCUCCAAGAAUGCUCCCAAGUCGCUCUCUCUCUCUAGGGUUCGUCCCUUGGGUGUUUGGCAACCACAAACCCAGCUCUCCCUCUCCUUUGGCUCGAAAUUGGGUUAAAACCCAGAAUUUCCUGACUCACACGGCCAGGCCACAUAGCCGUGUGGCUUACCCAGCUGCCCGUGUGAGUGCCAAAACGCGGAGUUUUGAUUAAUGGUCAACCAGGCAAGCUACACGGGCAGGGGCCACACGGCCCUGUGGCUCCCCAGGAUGCCCGUGUGAGUGCUCGGUAAAUCCCACACGGCCACAUGGCCUGGUCACACGGCCGUGUGGGUUUUUAGGUGUGCCCGUGUGGCUUGCUCAGCCUCUGUUUAAUGCUUCGUUUCUCCCUCGUCCGAACUCCGAAUCAGUCGCCGUUUGAUCCCAGACGCUCGUAGUCUCGUCCUCUUUCUUUUCAUGACAAAAUUCCAUGAUUAUUUGUCCAUAAUAUGAGGUAGAAGUCCAUUAUUCCUCAGGUAAUGCUCGUGUUUCUUCUCCCGAAUUGCCAAAUGAUCGCUGAUUGACUUGAAACUUGCGCCUAUGCUUCAAUUCACAUGCUAGGACCUUAAAUGUGACAAAGGAACACAACCUAGCGUAAAAUAGUCCAAGAAAGCAGUAACUCAAGCCAAAAUGAUUAAGAAACGAGGGUGCAAACAUGUGAAAAUCCGAUGUUAUCAAACUCCCCCACACUUAACCGUUUGCUUGUCCCCAAGCAAACCAAGUCAGACACAAGGUAAGAUCACAAUUUCAAUCAUACCAACAUUGGGGACAAAUCAUAUAGGCACAAAACAUGGGAAUCACACCGACUUUCAAACAUCAACACAUGAACAACUUCAACCGCAACCUGGACAACCACCACAGAGGACAUUCGAGUGCAGCAAAAUCGAGUAAAGGAGGAGUCUCGGAGUCUCCCUUCUGUUCAUCAAUCAACAUAGACUUGACUC
Messenger RNA from Linum trigynum, 2483 nucleotides. The record is from the annotation of a GenBank genome assembly. Lineage: Eukaryota; Viridiplantae; Streptophyta; Magnoliopsida; Malpighiales; Linaceae.